This is a messenger RNA of Coffea eugenioides, 675 nucleotides long. RefSeq names its product mucin-5AC-like. Gene Ontology annotation, cellular component: nucleus; protein-DNA complex. The record is from RefSeq and is a predicted model, not a curated record. The transcript has a single exon. Bases 1 to 675 code for a protein of 224 amino acids. Gene Ontology annotation, molecular function: alkylated DNA binding; DNA-3-methyladenine glycosylase activity; DNA-7-methylguanine glycosylase activity. Lineage: Eukaryota; Viridiplantae; Streptophyta; Magnoliopsida; Gentianales; Rubiaceae. Gene Ontology annotation, biological process: DNA repair; DNA alkylation repair; base-excision repair, AP site formation.
AUGCCGACGUUUCCCAGAAGCCCUCCAAUCCUUCCAAAAUACACCAUUGCCACCACCCCCGUUGUUCUCACCGCCGUUAACUCCUCCUCAAUGCCCACCCUGCAGACUUCUGAGGCCAAAGCCCAACAAAUUACUGAUUCUUCCUCCUCCCCUUCUGCCAUACCUAUUCCGACCACUGCUUCCUCCUCCUCUACCACCACCACUACCAUCACCUCCACCUCCGCGUCGACCAGCACUGCUGUUACUUCCACCACAGUUUCCACACCCACGGCAUCUAUGCCCAAGAAUCGGAGGCGUAGUGCUGUCCAAUCAGCUAGGGUUCUGCCCCAGAUCAUCAAACCCCUGUUGGCCGAGGGUGAAAUCAAUGCCGCUCUCCACCACCUCCGCGUUGUUGACCCUUUACUUGCUACCCUGAUCGAUACCCACCAGCCUCCGGCAUUUGAGUCUCACCACUCCCCAUUCCUUGCCCUCACCAAGAGCAUUCUCUAUCAGCAACUCGCCUACAAAGCAGGCACCUCAAUCUACAAUUGCUUUGUAGUGCUCUGCGGUGGCGAGACUGCAGUUCUUCCCGACGAUGUGCUGGGUCUAUCUACUCAGCAGCUCAAGCAAGUCGGUGUCUCUGGUAGAAAAGCCAGCUAUUUAUAUGACCAUGGCCUCAAAUCAACUGUGCGUUAG